Molecule: messenger RNA, 3277 nt
Organism: Ruditapes philippinarum (Manila clam)
Lineage: Eukaryota; Metazoa; Mollusca; Bivalvia; Venerida; Veneridae
Product: E3 ubiquitin-protein ligase TRIM71-like
Exons: 2
Coding region: 94-1860 (588 amino acids)
Biological process (GO): positive regulation of DNA-templated transcription
Cellular component (GO): chromatin; nucleoplasm
Molecular function (GO): zinc ion binding; ubiquitin-protein transferase activity
Source: RefSeq, a predicted model, not a curated record
AUAGAGGGAAGUUUAGUUGUUGGAUAGGAAAAUCAUAGUUGCACGUCUACAAUAUACAAUAUUCUAGUGUGCUGGAUAAAUCAAUGGUAAAUAAUGGCUGUUCCUGGUAAAAAGGCAUCUCAAAAAUUCUCAUCUACACUAUCUCAAGGUGGUGCUGAAGAUUUUGACAUUUAUUGUGAAAUAUGUGAUAGAGAUGAUAUCAGACUUCCUGCCUUUGGUUACUGUGUAGAUUGUGAGGAACACUUAUGUCAAUCGUGUUUCAACACUCACAGACGACCAAAACCACUUCGUCAUCACCAACUCUUAGAUAAAGAUCACAUGCCACACAAACAAAAAUUCCAAAGAUCAUCGAAAUCUACUUCCAGUCUACAGACUGGUGAUUUUACAAAGCCUUGUAAUAAACACACCAAAGAAGUGAUUAAAUUCUACUGUCAUGACCAUAAUGCUGUUAUAUGUAGUGUUUGUGUAACCAUUGAACACACACCAACAUCCUGUCAUGUUGACUAUAUACCGGAUAUAUCAGGACAGGUUAUAGACAGCACCGAGUUCAGGGAAACUCUGAAAGAUAUUGACAUAUUGACAUACAAAUACUCCCAAAUAACAAGUGACAUGAAACAAAGAGUUGGUACAUCAACAACUGCUCUUAAGUAUGCUUUAGCAGAAUUUGAAAAUUUCAGAAAAGAGAUAAACAAGAGAUUAGACGAAUUAGAAAAAGAGGUUAAAGAUACUGCUACAACAAUCCAACAAGACAAUAACAAAAAGUUGAAAACAACAGAAGCAGCAUGUGAUGACAUCAACAAAUCACUUCAAGCAUCAGCUGAUACUCUGAAACAUUUCAAUGUAAACAAGAAAACUGACCAACUGUUUGCUGAACUUAAGAGAGCUCAGCAACUGAUUCAAGAUAAUAACAAGAUAAUAUCACAACUACCAACAAUCAAUGACAUUGAUGAUUACAUCUUUGAACCAAAUCAAGCUAUCAAACAAGUCUUUCAAAAUGAGAAAUCGUUAGGAAAAUUGUGUUGUAAGGAGCUUAAGCAGACAACUGAACCAAACAAACAAGGUGCAGUAGAAAUGAAAAUGUCUACGACCCCUAGACGCCUUAAUGCUAAAUUAUCCUCAGAUGAAAUGGAUUGUAACAUAACUGGUAUCGCUGUUUCUCCUUUAAAUCAAUUAUUUGCAGCAGAUUGCUAUUAUAAUCAAUCUAUCAAAAUGAUAGACAUCAAUAGUGGAACAAUCAAACAAUUAAAACUUAAAUCAUCACCUUGGGAUAUCACCAUGGUCACCACAGAUUCACUUGCUGUUACAUUACCAGACAGUAAAACCAUACAGUUUAUUUCCUUUUCCCAAGAUUCACUCUCACUGAAGAACAAACUGGAAGUAGAUGCAUACUGUUAUGGUAUCAGUCAUCAUCAGGGAAAACUUGCAGUUACAUAUCCCGCUAAACUCCAAAUCAUGGACUUGAAAGGUAUUAUUGAAAUUACAGUUGAAAAAGAUUCCAAAGGUUACAAUAUAUUCAGUUCUCCUGAGUUUGUCACAACAAACAGUCAUUCAAUCUAUGUAUCUGACUGUCGCAACAAUGUAGUUCUACGAUUCAACUGGCAGGGAGAGAUGAUAGGAUUAGUAGUAAUUAAAGAACCAAUGGGUAUAACACUGUUACAUGAUGGGUCUCUCUUAGUGAAUGGUUGCUCAAGUGAUUGUAUAUAUAGAGUAAGUGGUGACUGUAAAGACAGUAAAACUAUACUGGAGGAUGCAGAUAGACCUUAUGCCGCAUGUUGGUGUGCAGAAACUAGUACAUUUUGUGUUAGUAGACUUAAUGAUGACAGUGAUGACAAUUAUAUUAAAUUGUAUAAAAUGAUGUAAAAGACAUGACAUAUAUGACAUGAUACUAACAAUGGUUUAAGUACAUUAUAUAAUCGCCAUUCAUUCAAUACUUUAUUAUAGACAUUAUUGUAACAUUAUGAUAACACAUUUAACUUUAGUUUUGUUGAUUUAUGGAGGAAUAGAUGUAAAAUAAAGGAGAUGUAUAUGUAACAUUUAUAGUAAAAUACAAACAGAUGUUUGACAAUAAAGUGCUUAAAAUACAGAAAACUUAUAAAUGUAGACAUAAUAUAUCAGUUUUGCACCUUUCCAGACAAAAUGAUUUUAUUCUUCAAUUUUCAUCAUUUAACACAAAAUGUAAAGUUGCAGAUAUGCUUCAUUGAUCAAUGUUUUAGAAUUUUAUGUGGAUAUAACAUAAAUUAUAUUUUUAUUGACAUGUUGAUACACAGCAGUAAAUUGUAACAAAAAUAAAGAAGAUGUUAUAUCAAUACAAGGAAAUGUAGCAAAUUUGCAAAAAAGGAAAAGAAAAAAAAGAGAGAAAAUCAAAAUGGGAUUGCAGUAAGAUCUAUAUUUUUUCACUAUGCACUGCCAAUAAUCACCGUGUAUCUUUUACUGGUCAAUCCCUUGAAUAGUUUGUUACAAAGAAGAAAAUUGGUGAUAAGAAAAUAUGGGACAGUAUGAUAUAAAAGUUUUCCCCUCUGCAUGCCUUGUAAAUGUAUCCAUAUCAUAUACAUAAUUUAUACAAACCCUGGAUGCUUUGUACAUUUUAUGCCACAUAAUGCUAAAUUUAAUUACAUUAAAGCAUAUUUCUAAAAUAAAUUUAAGUAUUGUGACUUCAAUCGCCUUAUUUGUUCAUUUGACAUAACAUUAAGCAUUUUUAAAAGUUUCACCAAAAUCAUUUUUGACUAAGUUGCUUUAGCCAGACCUUGAUGUGUUUAUAAUAUUAAUACAUAAAAUAUUUUCUAUAAAACAGUUCUUACAUGUCAUACUUCUCAUGCAUAUGUAUUUUUAGGCUGAACAUGUUUUCUGAUAUAAAAAUGAUACUGAAAUACUUAUACAUUUUAAUUUAAAAAAUCAACAAACAGGUAUUUUCUAAAACUUUACAUUUAACAUCAAUUUUGAUGACAUUUCUUUUCUUAUUCACAAUUUUCUUCUUUAAAACACUUAUUUCUAUUUCAUCAUAACAUACAUGUAUAUAGCAUAAUUUUUUAGAGUCCAUAAUGUUUUUUUAAACCUUAAUAGCCUGUUGGUUCCAACUAAUUAUAUCCAUGCAACAAGUGCAGACCAAGAUCAGCCAGUCAGUUGUGCUGUGUCAUCUGAUCAUGGUCUGCACUGGUUGCUAUUCAUUCAGUCUUUAUUUUACAAUGUCUCUAAAAUAAUUAUUUAUUUGGCUAGACUGAAAACUGGACAUGUCUAUUUGAGAUAUUCAGCACGAUAAAGAUUAAUAAAACAAUAACUA